Didymosphaeria variabile is the source of this 1767-nucleotide messenger RNA. RefSeq lists its product as uncharacterized. Gene Ontology annotation, molecular function: carbohydrate:proton symporter activity. The record is from RefSeq and is a predicted model, not a curated record. Gene Ontology annotation, cellular component: membrane. The coding region runs from base 1 to 1767 and encodes 588 amino acids. The transcript has 6 exons. Gene Ontology annotation, biological process: carbohydrate transport; transmembrane transport. NCBI's taxonomy places the organism in Eukaryota, Fungi, Ascomycota, Dothideomycetes, Pleosporales, Didymosphaeriaceae.
AUGGCACCCGUCGGAGGUUCUGGACAUGACUUCGAGGCAGCCGCUUUGGCUCGCCGUCAAGCUUUGGCCACGCCACCAGGCCCGCUGGCCUUGAUGAAGAACUUGAAGGUGUUCGGCAUUGCAUGCUUUGCUUGCUUGGGUGGUUUGCUGUACGGUUACAACCAGGGUGUUUUCUCCGGUGUCCUGACAAUGACCUCGUUCAAAGAACACAUGGGAGACUACAUAGAAGAUCCCGUAACACUUACGUACAACUCUUCGAAGCAAGGAUGGCUCGUCUCUAUUCUCGAAUUGGGUGCUUGGCUAGGAACAAUGUACUCCGGUUUCCUCGCUGAGAUCUUGUCCCGAAAAUACGCAAUCUUGGUCAACGUAGCCGUAUUCAUCCUCGGUGUCAUCAUCCAGACAACGUCCGUUUCCGCCGGUCACAAUUCCAUUCUCGCUGGUCGGUUCAUCACCGGUAUGGGCGUCGGAUCGCUUUCUAUGAUCGUCCCUAUGUACAAUGCCGAGAUUGCUCCUCCUGAAGUACGCGGUGCCCUCGUCGGUCUCCAGCAGCUCUCCAUCACCCUCGGCAUCAUGAUAUCCUUCUGGAUCGACUACGGCACGAACUUCAUCGGCGGCACUGGCCGCGGCCAGAAAGAAGCUGCCUGGCUUCUUCCUCUCUGCCUACAGCUCGUUCCCGCGCUUCUUCUUGGAGUCGGUAUGAUUUUCAUGCCAUUCUCUCCUCGUUGGCUUGUUCACCACGAUCGCGAACCCGAGGCUCGGCGCGUGCUUGCUCGCCUGCGAGAGCUCCCCGAAGACAAUGACCUCAUUGAGCUGGAAUUCGCCGAGAUCAAGGCGCAGAGUUUAUUCGAGAAGAAGUCGCUACAGGAGAACUUCCCGCAUCUGCAACAAUUGACCGCAUGGAACACGGCUAAGUUGCAAUUCGUGGCCAUUGGGAGUUUGUUCAAGAGCAAGCCGAUGUUCAAGAGAGUUAUUGUGGCGACAGUCACUAUGUUCUUCCAACAAUGGACCGGCAUCAACGCAGUGCUUUACUACGCACCCGUCAUUUUCGGCAAGCUCGGUCUUUCCAGCAACUCGGUGUCUCUCCUCGCAACUGGCGUUGUAGGCAUUGUCAUGUUCAUCGCCACCAUCCCCGCCGUCAUGUACGUUGACCGCUGGGGCCGCAAACCCACUCUCAUCAUCGGCGCAAUCGGCAUGGCAAUCUGCCACUUCAUCAUUGCCGCCAUCACCGCCUCCUUCCAAGACAACUGGUCCGCCCACCAAGCCGGCGGAUGGGCCGCCGUCGUAAUGGUCUGGCUCUUCGUCGUCCACUUCGGAUACUCCUGGGGUCCUUGCGCCUGGAUCGUUGUCGCGGAGAUCUGGCCGAUGUCCAACCGCCCAUACGGCAUUGCGCUGGGCGCGAGCUCCAACUGGAUGAACAACUUCAUCGUUGGCCAAGUCACGCCUGACAUGCUCCAGGGCAUGACAUACGGAACGUACAUUUUUUUCGGGAUGUUGACCUUCAUCGGAGCCCUGUUCGUCUAUUUCAUUGUGCCGGAGACGAAGGGCUUGAGUCUGGAAGAGAUGGAUAUCCUGUUCGGCUCGGUUGGCGUCGCAGAGAGAGAGAAGGAGAGGUGGAACGAGGUGCAUGCUGAGGUUGGAAUGACAGAACUGUUGGCCAGGCUUGGCGUUGCGCAGUCCCACCAUGGUGAACACCAUUUUGCCGAUGAAAAGCUCGCCGACGAGAAGCCGGUUGUGGCGGAGGCGGAGCAGAAGGAGACGCACGUUUAA